UUUUAAUGAAUUUGGACUCCAUGUGGAUUUGGUCGUCCCCGUGAUUGCGAGCUGCGGGCAGCGAGAGGGGCAGCGCGCCGCGCUCGGCAGCCGGCGGCCGAGGCGGACGGGCCGGGAGCGGAAGGACAGACCGACGUCGGCGAGCUGGAACCAUGUGAGGGCCAGCCCAGGAAGGUGGAGUAGAUGAGAACUCCGAGGAUCUGUGUCCUCCUUCCCUCGGCCCCACUCAGAAUGGAACAGAGGCGGCCCUGGCCACGGGCUGCAGAGGUUGACAGCUGGUCUGUGGUCCUGCUCUCCAUGGUCUGGGUGCUGCUGGCCCCCGGGGCCGCCGGCAUGCCUCAGUUCAGCACCUUCCACUCGGAGAACCGGGACUGGACCUUCAACCACCUGACCGUGCACCGAGGCACAGGGGCAGUAUACGUGGGGGCCAUCAACCGGGUGUACAAGCUGACGGGCAACCUGACCAUCCAGGUGGCUCACAAGACGGGGCCUGAAGAGGACAACAAGUCCUGUUACCCACCGCUCAUCGUGCAGCCCUGCGGCGAGGUGCUGACCCUCACCAACAACGUCAACAAGCUGCUCAUCAUCGACUACUCGGAGAACCGCCUGCUGGCCUGCGGGAGCCUCUACCAAGGGGUGUGCAAGCUGCUGCGGCUGGACGACCUGUUCAUCCUGGUGGAGCCGUCGCACAAGAAGGAGCACUACCUGUCCAGCGUCAACAAGACCGGCACGAUGUACGGCGUGAUUGUGCGCUCGGACGGCGAGGACGGCAAGCUGUUUAUCGGCACCGCCGUGGACGGCAAGCAGGAUUACUUCCCAACCCUGUCCAGCCGGAAGCUGCCCCGCGACCCCGAGUCGUCCGCCAUGCUCGACUACGAGCUGCACAGCGACUUCGUCUCCUCCCUCAUCAAGAUCCCCUCCGACACCCUGGCCCUGGUCGCCCACUUCGACAUCUUCUACAUCUACGGCUUUGCCAGCGGGGGCUUCGUCUACUUCCUGACGGUGCAGCCCGAGACCCCUGAGGGCGUGGCCAUCAACUCGGCGGGGGACCUGUUCUACACGUCCCGCAUCGUUCGCCUCUGCAAGGACGAUCCCAAGUUCCACUCCUACGUGUCCCUGCCCUUCGGCUGCACUCGGGCCGGCGUGGAGUACCGCCUCCUGCAGGCCGCUUACCUCGCCAAACCCGGGGACUCCCUGGCCCAGGCCUUCAAUAUCAGUGGCCAGGAUGACGUGCUCUUUGCUAUCUUCUCCAAGGGGCAGAAGCAGUACCACCACCCGCCAGACGACUCUGCCCUCUGUGCCUUCCCCAUUCGGGCCAUCAACCUGCAGAUCAAGGAGCGCCUGCAGUCCUGCUACCAGGGGGAGGGCAACCUGGAGCUCAACUGGCUCCUGGGGAAGGACGUCCAGUGCACCAAGGCGCCGGUCCCCAUCGACGACAACUUCUGUGGACUGGACAUCAACCAGCCGCUGGGAGGCUCGACUGCAGUGGAGGGCCUGACCCUGUAUACCACCAGCCGGGACCGCAUGACCUCCGUGGCCUCCUACGUUUACAAUGGCUACAGCGUGGUUUUUGUGGGGACGAAGAGCGGCAAGCUGAAAAAGAUUCGAGCCGAUGGUCCCCCCCAUGGAGGGGUCCAGUACGAGAUGGUCUCUGUGCUCAAAGAUGGGAGCCCCAUCCUCCGGGACAUGGCCUUCUCCAUUGAUGAGCGUUACCUGUACAUCAUGUCUGAGAGACAGAUCGCCAGGGUCCCCGUAGAAUCCUGUGAGCAGUACACGACCUGUGGGGAAUGUCUGAGCUCGGGGGACCCUCACUGUGGCUGGUGUGCCCUGCACAAUAUGUGCUCCCGCAGGGACAAGUGCCAGAGGGCCUGGGAACCUAACCGAUUUGCGGCCAGCAUCAGCCAGUGCAUGAGCCUCGAGGUGCAUCCCAGCAGCAUCUCAGUGUCUGAACACAGCCGGCGGCUCAGCCUGGUUGUGAGUGAUGCUCCUGACCUGUCUGUGGGCAUCUCCUGUGCCUUUGGGAACCUGACCGAGGUGGAGGGACAGGUGUCUGGGAGCCAGGUCAUCUGCAUCUCACCAGGGCCCAGGGAUGUCCCUGUCAUCCCUCUGGAUCAAGACUGGUUUGGGCUAGAGCUGCAGCUGAGAUCCAAGGAGACUGGGAAGAUAUUUGUCAGCACUGAGUUCAAGUUCUACAACUGCAGUGCCCACCAACUGUGCCUGUCUUGUGUCAACAGCGCCUUCCGCUGCCAUUGGUGCAAAUACCGGAACCUCUGCACUCACGACCCCACCACUUGCUCCUUCCAGGAGGGCCGGAUCAAUAUUUCAGAGGACUGUCCCCAGCUGGUGCCCACAGAGGAAAUUCUGAUACCAGUCGGAGAGGUUAAGCCAAUCACUCUGAAGGCUCGGAACCUGCCCCAGCCCCAGUCGGGCCAGCGAGGCUAUGAGUGCGUCCUCAGCAUCCAGGGGGCAGUCCACCGCGUGCCCGCCCUGCGCUUCAACAGCUCCAGCGUCCAGUGCCAGAACAGCUCGUACCAGUAUGAUGGGAUGGACAUCAGCAACCUGGCCGUGGACUUCGCUGUGGUGUGGAAUGGCAAUUUCAUCAUCGACAACCCGCAGGACCUGAAAGUCCAUCUCUACAAGUGUGCGGCCCAGCGGGAGAGCUGCGGCCUCUGCCUGAAGGCCGACCGGAAGUUCGAGUGUGGCUGGUGCAGCGGCGAGCGCAGGUGCACCCUCCAGCAGCACUGCACCAGCCCCUCCAGCCCCUGGCUUGACUGGUCCAGCCACAACGUUAAGUGCUCCAACCCUCAAAUCACCGAGAUCUUGACGGUGUCUGGACCACCUGAAGGAGGGACUCGAGUGACCAUCCAUGGCGUGAACCUGGGCCUGGACUUCUCUGAGAUCGCCCACCACGUGCAGGUGGCUGGGGUGCCCUGCACCCCCUUGCCGGGGGAUUACAUCAUCGCUGAGCAGAUCGUCUGUGAGAUGGGUCAUGCCCUCGUGGGAACCACCUCCGGGCCCGUGCGCCUGUGCAUUGGCGAGUGUAAGCCAGAGUUCAUGACCAAGUCCCAUCAACAGUACACCUUUGUGAACCCUUCCGUGCUGUCACUCAACCCCAUCCGAGGGCCAGAAUCGGGAGGCACCAUGGUGACCAUCACGGGCCAUUACCUCGGGGCUGGGAGCAGCGUGGCUGUAUACCUGGGCAACCAGACCUGCGAGUUCUAUGGGAGGUCAAUGAACGAGAUUGUGUGCGUCUCACCCCCGUCAUCCAACGGACUGGGCCCAGUCCCAGUUUCCGUGAGUGUCGACCGAGCCCGCGUGGAUAACAACCUGCAGUUCGAGUACAUAGACGACCCCCGGGUGCAGCGCAUUGAGCCGGAGUGGAGCAUUGCCAGUGGCCACACACCCCUGACCAUCACAGGCUUCAACCUGGAUGUCAUUCAGGAGCCAAGGGUCCGAGUCAAGUUUAAUGGCAAGGAAUCUGUCAAUGUGUGCAAAGUCGUGAACACCACCACCCUGACCUGCCUGGCGCCCUCUCUGACCACGGACUACCGGCCCGGCCUGGACGCCGUGGAGCGGCCAGAUGAGUUUGGCUUCGUCUUUAACAACGUCCAGUCCCUGCUCAUUUACAACGACACUAAGUUCAUCUACUACCCCAACCCAACCUUUGAACUGCUCAGCCCUACAGGAGUCUUGGAUCAAAAGCCAGGAUCCCCAAUCAUUCUGAAGGGCAAAAACCUCUGCCCUCCCGCUUCUGGAGGUGCCAAACUCAACUACACAGUGCUGAUCGGAGAGACCCCAUGUGCUGUCACCGUGUCUGAGACACAGCUCCUCUGCGAGCCUCCCAACCUCACGGGGCAGCACAAAGUCAUGGUUCACGUGGGCGGGAUAGUGUUCUCUCCUGGCUCGGUGAGUGUCGUCUCAGACAGCUUGCUGACCCUGCCAGCCAUUGUCAGCAUCGCGGCAGGCGGCAGCCUCCUCCUCAUCAUCGUCAUCAUCGUCCUCAUUGCCUACAAGCGGAAGUCUCGAGAAAACGACCUCACUCUCAAGAGGCUCCAGAUGCAGAUGGACAACCUGGAGUCCCGUGUGGCCCUGGAGUGUAAGGAAGCUUUUGCUGAGCUCCAGACAGACAUCAAUGAGCUGACCAGUGACCUGGACCGCUCGGGAAUCCCCUACCUGGAUUACCGCACCUAUGCUAUGCGAGUUCUGUUCCCUGGCAUUGAGGACCAUCCCGUGCUGCGGGAGCUGGAGGUACAGGGGAACGGGCAGCAGCACGUGGAGAAGGCCCUGAAGCUCUUCGCCCAGCUCAUCAACAACAAGGUGUUCCUGCUGACCUUCAUCCGCACCCUAGAGCUCCAGCGCAGCUUCUCCAUGCGUGACCGUGGCAACGUGGCCUCGCUCAUCAUGACAGGCCUGCAGGGCCGCCUGGAGUAUGCCACCGAUGUCCUCAAACAGCUGCUCUCGGACCUCAUCGAGAAGAACCUGGAGAACAAGAACCACCCGAAGCUACUGCUGCGGAGGACAGAGUCUGUAGCUGAGAAGAUGCUGACCAACUGGUUUGCCUUCCUCCUGCACAAGUUCCUGAAGGAGUGCGCGGGGGAGCCCCUCUUCAUGCUCUACUGCGCCAUCAAGCAGCAGAUGGAGAAGGGCCCCAUCGACGCCAUCACGGGUGAGGCCCGCUACUCUCUGAGUGAAGACAAGCUCAUCCGGCAGCAGAUCGAGUACAAGACCCUGAAGUACUUGACAGUUGCAUUUCCUGGUUCACCCACACUGUACCUUUGGUACCCUUCUCAGGUGUCAGACAGAUCGGUGGUGGCUCUGGUCCCCAAACAGACGUCCUCCUACAACAUCCCAGCCUCUGCCAGUAUCUCGCGGACACCCAUCGGCAGAUACGACUCCUCCUUCAGGUACACAGGCAGCCCCGACAGCCUGCGGUCCCGAGCCCCAAUGAUCACCCCAGACCUGGAGAGCGGGGUUAAGGUGUGGCAUCUGGUGAAGAACCAUGACCAUGGGGACCAGAAGGAGGGUGACCGGGGCAGCAAGAUGGUGUCUGAGAUCUACUUGACCCGACUACUGGCCACCAAGGGCACCCUGCAGAAGUUCGUGGACGACUUGUUUGAGACCUUGUUCAGCACGGUGCACCGGGGCAGCGCUCUCCCCCUGGCCAUCAAGUACAUGUUUGACUUCCUGGAUGAGCAGGCAGACAGACACAGCAUCCACGACACAGAUGUGCGGCACACCUGGAAAAGCAACUGCCUCCCUCUGCGCUUCUGGGUGAACGUGAUCAAGAACCCCCAGUUUGUGUUUGACAUCCACAAGGGCAGCAUCACGGAUGCCUGCCUGUCCGUGGUGGCCCAGACCUUCAUGGACUCUUGCUCCACAUCAGAGCACCGGCUGGGCAAGGACUCCCCCUCCAACAAGCUGCUCUACGCCAAGGACAUCCCCAGCUACAAGAGCUGGGUGGAGAGAUACUACGCAGACAUUGCCAAGCUGCCCGCCAUCAGUGACCAGGACAUGAACGCCUACCUGGCUGAGCAGUCCCGUCUGCACGCUGCGGAGUUCAAUAUGCUGAGUGCCCUCAAUGAGAUCUACUCCUACGUCAGCAAGUACAGCGAAGAGCUCAUCGGGGCCCUGGAGCAGGACGAGCAGGCCCGGCGACAGCGGCUGGCGUACAAGGUGGAGCAGCUCCUAAAUGCUAUGUCCAUCGAGAGCUGAGAGACGGAGCCUCACGUUCCCAGGAAGAGGGGCCUGGGAAAGCUGUCACACUUGGAGUCUCAGAAGGCAGGACAAGUGAAGGGGAUCAGACCCCAGAGCUUGCUGUCCCCUGAGACCCCACCCCGGGGAGAGAGGAGGGCCCCUCCCCGCCACGCCAGCCACGGCCCAUCAGCGCCACUCCUGCAGGGACAGACGGCGGGCAUCGUCCACCCACAGCGAACCACAGAGAGGCCGGGGGCGCCGAGAAGGUGGUUCUUCAAGCCGAGAGGCACGAACUGGGGAACAGUUCUGCCUCUGACUGCUGCUUUGCAUGAAAACUCAUUUGAUGUAUAUUGGGGAAAUAAUGAGAACUUUAUUUAAUUUUUUUUAAGAAAAAGGAAAAAAAAAAAAAACCCAGAAAUAAAACAAAACAAAAAGCCUCCCUGUUCAUCCCGUCCCACUUCUGUUUCAAUCUGAUUUCCGACCCCAUUGCUUCUCCCCGCCCUCCCCCUCUUCCUCGAAUGACUCCCAUUUCCAAAUGC
Molecule: messenger RNA, 6233 nt
Organism: Odobenus rosmarus divergens (Pacific walrus)
Lineage: Eukaryota; Metazoa; Chordata; Mammalia; Carnivora; Odobenidae
Gene: PLXNA2
Product: plexin A2
Exons: 30
Coding region: 184-5712 (1842 amino acids)
Biological process (GO): regulation of cell shape; positive regulation of axonogenesis; semaphorin-plexin signaling pathway involved in axon guidance
Cellular component (GO): semaphorin receptor complex
Molecular function (GO): semaphorin receptor activity; protein binding
Source: RefSeq, a predicted model, not a curated record